GUCAGUGUAAAUGUGAGGUUGGUUGGUGGUCACAGUCGCUGUGCUGGUACAGUGGAGGUUCUUCAUAGAGGUCAGUGGGGAACAGUGUGUGGUGAUGACUGGGAUAUGGCUGAUGCUGCAGUGGUGUGUAGAGAGCUGGACUGUGGAGAACCUGUAGAUGCUCUGGGUGAUGCUCAUUUUGGACCAGGAUCAGGACUAGUCUGGAUGAGUUUUGCCACAUGUACUGGAUCGGAGUCAACACUGAAGAACUGUGGAUCAUCAGGAUGGGGUAAAAGCAAUUGUAAUCAUACUGAAGAUGCUGGAGUCAUCUGCUCAGAAGUCAGACUGGUUGGAGGUUCUCGCUGCUCUGGGAGGUUAGAGAUACUUGAUAAUCAGACGUGGGUUUCAGUGUGUGCUGCUGCCUUUGACCAGCAGGAUGCAGAGGUUGUGUGUAGAGAGCUGGACUGUGGGGCUCCUGUACAGGUGCUGGGAGAAGAUGCUUUUGGAAAAGGAGACGCUCAGAUGUGGACACAAGAGAUUCAGUGCAGAGGAAAUGAGUCUCAGAUUCACCUCUGUCCAACAUCAAUUUCACAUGGAAAAAACUGUUCUCAUGGAAACAAUGUUGAAUUUGCGUGUGCAGAUGGUGUGAAUGUGAGACUAGUAAACGGUCACAGUCGUUGUGCUGGUAGAGUGGAGGUUCUUCAUAGAGGUCAGUGGGGAACAGUGUGUGGUGAGGACUGGGAUAUGGCUGAUGCUGCAGUGGUGUGUAGAGAGCUGGACUGUGGAGAACCUGUAGAUGCUCUGAGUGAUGCUCAUUUUGGACCAGGAUCAGGACCAAUCUGGAUGAGUACUGUGUUAUGUACUGGAUCAGAGUCAACAUUGAAGAACUGUGAGUCAGCAGGAUGGGAUAAAAGCAAUUGUAAUCAUACUGAAGAUGCUGGGGUCAUCUGCUCAGAAGUCAGGCUGGUUGGAGGUUCUCGCUGCUCUGGGAGGUUAGAGAUACUUGAUAAUCAGACGUGGGUUUCAGUGUGUGCUGCUGCCUUUGACCAGCAGGAUGCAGAGGUUGUGUGUAGAGAGCUGGACUGUGGAGCUCCUGUACAGGUGCUGGGAGAAGAUGAUUUUGGCAAAGGAGACGCUCAGAUGUGGACACAAGAGAUUCAGUGUAGAGGAAAUGAGUCUCAGAUUCACCUCUGUUCAACAUCACUAUUUCAUGAAAACAGCUGUUUACAUAACAACAAUGUAGAACUGGUGUGUGCUGAUGUAAUGAAUGUGAAGCUGGUUGGUGGUAACAGUCCUUGUGCUGGUCGAGUGGAGGUUCUUCAUAGAGGUCAGUGGGGAACAGUGUGUAAUGAUUUCUGGGAUUUGGCUGAUGCUGCAGUGGUGUGUAGAGAGCUGGACUGUGGAGAACCUGUAGAUGUUCUGGGUGAUGCUCAUUUUGGACCAGGAUCAGGACCAAUCUGGAUGAGUGUUUUAUUUUGUUUUGGAAUGGAGUCUACACUGAAGAACUGUGGAUCAGCAGGAUGGGGUAAAUCUACCUGUAAUCAUAAUGGUGAUGCUGGAGUCAUCUGCUCAGAUCAUAAACAUUCCAGACUUACCAAUGGACCUCACUUGUGCGCUGGGAGGUUAGAGAUACUUCAAAUAAACACGUGGGUUUCAGUAUGUGCUGCUGCCUUUGACCAGCAGGAUGCAGAGGUUGUGUGUAGAGAGCUGGACUGUGGGGCUCCUGUACAGGUGCUGGGAGAAGAUACUUUUGGAAAAGGAGAUGCUCAGAUGUGGACAAAAGAGAUUCAGUGCAGAGGAAAUGAAUCUUAUAUAUCUUUCUGUCCAGCAUCAUCUUCUCUCAAACAAGACUGUACCCAUGAGAAUGGCGUUGGACUGUUAUGUUCUGGUUACACUGACCUCAGACUGGUCAAUGGUUCUGACAUCUGUUCUGGUCGAGUUGAACGUCUGUACUUCAAUUCCUCUCUGGCUGUUCAUGAUGGUCUGGUGCGGUUGUCUGGAGAGAGACAGUGUGAGGGGGAGGUGGAAGUUUCCAUCCAUCAGGUCUGGAGGAGAGUUCUGCUGGACUCCUGGAGUCUCACUGAAUCCUCUGUGGUCUGCAGACAGCUGGGCUGUGGCUCUGUGCUGAACUUCUCCGGCUCCUCUUCAUCCAGUCCUGAACACAGUCAUGAGUGUGUGACAGGCUUCCAGUGCUCUGGGAGUGAAGCUCAUCUGGGGAACUGCAGCUCUCCACAAACUCUCAACUGCAGCUCCACACAACAGCUGUCAAUCACCUGCUUUGGUCGUGGGUCCAUCAGGCUGGUGGGUUCUGGGGGAGACUGUGCAGGGAGGCUGGAGGUUUUUCACAGCGGCUCAUGGGGGACAGUGUGUGAUGACUCCUGGGAUAUUAAAGAUGCCCAUGUGGUGUGCAGACAGCUGCAGUGUGGAGUGGCCCUCAGUAACCAGCAGGUACCAGCCUGGUUUGGUCCUGGUUCUGGACCCAUAUGGCUGGAUGAGGUGGAGUGUGAGGGGAAUGAGACGUCCCUGUGGAACUGCUCUUCUCCAGGCUGGGGAAAACAUGACUGUAAACACAAGGAGGAUGUAGGAGUCGUGUGCUCAGAGUUUAAAGAGAUCAGGUUAACUGAGGGCUGUGAAGGGAAUGUGGAGGUUUUCUACAAUGGAUCCUGGGGUAAUGUGUGUUACAAUAAGAUGGACAGAGACACAGCGAGUCUGAUCUGUAAGGAGCUGAACUGUGGAAGAUCUGGCAGUGAACCCAAUUUUUCAAAGGGACUGAAGUCUCAAAAUUGGCUGGAUUAUUUUAAAUGUCGACGUUAUGAUUCAACUCUAUGGCAGUGUCCAUCUUCACCCUGGGGACUGAAUGACUGUGAUAAUGAAGUGGCAAAGAUCAUCUGCUCUGAGAAGGAGAAUCCUGAAUCUCCUCAGAGUCGUCUGACAUGUUUUACCUCACCAUCUCCUCACCAGAGACAGUGUUCAGAGCGUCUUCCUCUCAGACUGAGUGGAGGGGAGGGCCGGUGCUCUGGGAGGCUGGAGGUGUAUCAUAACGCUGUGUGGGGCUCAGUCUGUGAUGAUCUGUGGGACAUCAGCGAUGCUCAGGUGGUCUGCAGGCAGCUGGGUUGUGGAGCAGCACUGAGGGCUGAUGGGAAUUCAGUCUUUGGUGAUGGUGAAGGUGUUGUGUGGCUGGACAGUGUCGAGUGCAGAGGGAAUGAGAUUCACCUGUGGGACUGUCCUCUCUCCCUGAAGAACCACACUGACUGCUCCCACAAAAAGCACGCUGGACUCAAUUGUAUUUGUCAGUGUCCUACUCCUGCCACACCAACAUCAUCUUCUCCUCCAGUUUCUCAGACAGUGAGCUCAACAUCAGUCUCUCGUCCACAAACUCCUCCAGCAGCGUCUCUCUCUGUGCUUGUGAUUGUACUGGGAGUUGUGCUCUUACUGCUCUUAGUGCCACUGCUUAUACUGAUUCAGCAGAACAGAGUGAUGAGGAAAGCUCUCUCUGACUGGUACACAGGACUACACAGGGCUCCAAGUGAGGUAGUUUAUGAGGAAAUUUAUCACAGACACAAUCACUUAACUCAUACAGGGAGUCUCAUCUCUGAAGAUCUGCGUCCUGGGCAUGAAGAUGUGGAUUCACUUCUCUCAGAGAGGGCGAAUGCAGGCACAUCAGGAUACUAUGAGGAAAUCAUCAUUGAUGGACCAAAACCCGAUCGUGAGACAGAUGACACACCAGAGGACUAUGAUGAUGUCAUUACCAGUGGACAGACCAGUGGUACUGAAAAAGUGGACACACCAGAGAAUUAUGAUGAUGUCAUCAUUAAUGGACAGUGCUCUCAAUGUGUAAUGGAGGGGGAUCAGGAGGAGUAUGAUGAUGUGUGGAGUAUCACUGAAGACUUGAGAAACUUGUUAGACUAUGAUGAUGUGGAGGAGUCAAACAAUGAGAGAGAAACUGCUUGACUCAAUGGUCACACCCACUGCCACUGUUCAUUACAACUUUUUUUUUUUUUUUUAUGAAUUUAACAAAACUGAAAUACUUGGCAAAAUUUUGACACAAUACUUGUAGAGUUGCCUUUCUCUAUUCAAUAUUUCAAUAUUCUUUGAUAAACUACUUAAAAAUGGUCAUUAACAAAAUCUUGAUCAACAGAAUUACUGCUAACAUUAUAAUUUCUAAAUAUUGUUUAUUGUCAUGAUUUCCACAGUUCAGUGUUAUGAAUCAGAGUCAGGGUUAAAUGUUUCUUACACUUAACUAUUUAUUUCCUCUUUCUGAGGAAUGUAGGAGAGUCUUCCAGUGACAAAACAUGAUAGUUACAAUGUCUUGCACAAAUAUGUUUUCCGAACAUUUGUUAAAUAUGUUAGAAAACAUUGUUGAAUGAUGUUUGCAUAAAUGUUAUUCAGUGGCUGUGAAGUUGUACAUUUACACCAAUAGAAAAGAACUGACCUAAUAAGAACUCAAUUGCAUUAUAUUGUAGGAUGCAAUAUACAAAAUGUAUAUACUGAAUCUUUAAGCCAACAGCAUUUUUUAAAGAGAAAGAUCUUUCUCAUUAUUUGAGAGAUCAUAAUGCUCAUCUACUCCUGAUUCCUGAAUUGUUCUGAUUACAGCUAAAGAAUGUUAAUUAAAGACAAGAAUGACUCUUUUAAGAAUAUCUGAUUCAUUAUCUUGAUUAUUCUCUUGUCUGUCUUUGAUGUGGUUGUAUUUUAGAGAAAUUUUUAAUAUGGUUCAUAUUGAAUUUAUCUCUAUUGUGAUUUUCUAAUUUUUUUUUUAUUAUUAUUAUUAAAAGUAUGUUCUGUUAACUCAUAAUUGUUUAAGCAGAAAAAAUAAACUUCAAACUUUAUGCAGUCUAAAGUACUACUCUGACAAAAUAUAUCUUGAAAAGUGAAUAUGCAAUUCUAGGCAUUUGGCUAUUGACUAUUCAUGCUGGUUUGUAUUUAAAAGUGUUGGAGAUUUGGAGAUUAUGCUUUGAU
Messenger RNA from Ctenopharyngodon idella (grass carp), 4935 nucleotides. Its product is annotated as scavenger receptor cysteine-rich type 1 protein M130-like. The record is from RefSeq and is a predicted model, not a curated record. NCBI's taxonomy places the organism in Eukaryota, Metazoa, Chordata, Actinopteri, Cypriniformes, Xenocyprididae. Gene Ontology annotation, cellular component: membrane.